Molecule: messenger RNA, 1421 nt
Organism: Spea bombifrons (plains spadefoot toad)
Lineage: Eukaryota; Metazoa; Chordata; Amphibia; Anura; Pelobatidae
Product: alpha-sarcoglycan-like
Exons: 11
Coding region: 1-1266 (421 amino acids)
Cellular component (GO): membrane; sarcoglycan complex
Source: RefSeq, a predicted model, not a curated record
AUGUGUGGAUCUGUCCCGUGGUCCAACCUGUCACAACGAGUGCAUCUCUUGGUCACCCCUGUCAUAGCAAUGAGAGCAUCUGUCUCACAGACCCCACUCCCAAGUCCCAGCUAUACGCAGUCUAUAUUGUUACUCUGUCACGCUCUCUCUGGUGGUCUCUGCGACCAGAAUGUCUAUCCCUUCCUGGGAACCCUAAUAGUCCACGAGCUGGACCCUGAAUAUUUCCAGCAGCAAUUUCCGUCCAUUAAAAAUAAUUACGGAGUUGAUCGCACCGACCCUAUCACGUUCCGGGCCAACUUAGAAGGCUUUCCCGACCUGCCCGGAUGGCUGCGUUAUACCCAGCGAUCCCCCUUUCACGAAGCUUUUCUGUACGGCUCCCCAACAGAGCCAGGGAAACAGAUUAUAGAGGUGACUGCCUAUAACCGUCACACAUCUGAGACCUUCCGAGAGCGGCUGAUUUUCAACAUUGACCCUACAACAGGAUUACAGACCCCAUUCCAGGCAGAGUUUUUGAUCCGGAAUUUGAACAUAGAAGAGAUGCUUCCUCCAGAAACCCAGCUUGAUUUCCAAGCGCCUCUUCAAGAUGUAUGGGGCCCCCAGCGGCUGACUGUUGUGAAUAUAACGUCUGCAUUAGACAGGGGGGGACGAGUACCGCUCCCACUGCGAGGACUCAAAGAGGGGGUUUAUAUUAAGGUGGGGUCUGAUGUACCCUUCUCGGGGUGCCUGCUGGAGUCCCAGAGCCCUCACGUACAGAAGCUGUGUCAGGCGGGAGGACAGCCGAUAGUAUCAUGUUAUGACCGCUUUGCCGAGUAUUUCGACAUAGACUGGUGCAAUGUCAGCCUGAUAUCUGACUCUGAAUCACCCUCCGUGCGUCCUGAACGUGGCUCGGGUAUUCUAGAUGAUGGAAGUGAGUUUAAUCCACCCUCGAAGACGCUGGAAGACACUCACUACCUCUCUGAUUACCUGCUCACUAUGCUCAUUCCCUCCUUAAUUGCGUUACUCCUCUGUGCGUUCCUUUGCUACAUCAUGUGCUGCCGCAGAGAGGGGAUACAAAAGAGAGAUGCCGAAACCUCGGACAUCCAGCUAAUUCACCAGCAGAGUAUCUUCUCCAACACGGAAGAACUACGGCACAUGGCAUCAAACCGCGACGUCCCGCGUCCUCUCUCCACGCUUCCCAUGUUUAACGUCCACACGGGACAGAGAGUGAACCCCAGUGACCUGUGUGAGGACAGUUCCCGUGUGCCUCUCAUCCUCUCGCAGCAUUGAGCUCAUCUACUUUCCCGGCGUAAAAAGGUUGAAUGAUAUGUAAGGGGCCGAUGUGAGGAUGGCCCGGCCUGGAGAGCGAUUUCUGUGUGAGCGGCGCGGGCGACAUUUUAUUGCAUUGCGUGACUCUUGUUCUGGUAAUAAACAGGCAAACGAAC